GAUUGUGCGGACUAUUACAGACUAGAAUUUCUAGCAGUUUUCUUUCUAUUCGGCAUUACAUAUUUAUACAGAGUUAAACGCUGAAAUUGCCCACGGGCUUCACUCGCUUGACAACUUUUAUUUCAGCUGUAGAACUUGCUAUAAAUUUUCUGUCAGUUUCGUUCUGAAUCGUGAGAAACGAUAUUCGAUUAAGGAAAUCAAAAUGGAGAUUGGCAUUUUAAGUACUUCAGGGGGAAAACAGCUGGCAACCUUAACGGUUGACCCCAAUUCAACACUAAAGGAGCUGAAGACCCAAAUUCACCGUUUGAAAUCUCAUCUCUACCCUGACAGGCAAGAAUUUCGUCAAGAACCUCGUGGCAAAGGACUGGAUGAGAGCAAAACAGUUGCAGCACUUGGUUUGAAAGACAAGAGCAAGUUGUAUCUUAAAGAUUUGGGACCACAAAUUGCAUGGAAGACAGUGUUCUUGACUGAAUAUGCUGGCCCUCUCUUUGUCUAUGCAUGGAUUUAUACAAGACCCUGGCUCUUUUAUGGGGAGGAUGCAACCAGCCAGCCCAUGAGUCAAGUUAGCCACAUUGCAGCCAUUUGCUGGGUGUUUCACUACAGCAAACGCAUCUUGGAAACUCUAUUUGUUCAUCGGUUCUCCCAUGCUACCAUGCCGGUGCGCAACUUGUUUCGCAAUUGCGCCUACUAUUGGGUCUUUGCUGCCUACGUUGCUUACCAUGUCAAUCAUCCUCUCUACACUGCUCCGUGCCAAAUUCAGAGCUAUAUCGCUCUUGGAUUUUGGGCUGUAUGCGAAUUGGGUAACUUUAGCAUCCACUGGCUUCUACGCAAUCUUCGCCCACCUGGCUCCAAGGAGCGCCGUAUUCCUCGCCCAACCAAAGACCCGUUGACUUUGUUGUUCAAUUUGGUCUCGUGCCCCAACUACACUUACGAAGUCGGUGGCUGGGUCGCUUUCACCGCCAUGACGCAGUGCAUACCAGCCGGUCUGUUCGCCUUUGCUGGCUUUUACCAAAUGGUCAUUUGGGCUAUUGGCAAACAUCGAUCCUACAAGAAAGACUUUAAAGACUACCCCCGCGGCCGCAAAGCCAUCAUUCCAUUUGUGUUGUAAGGCGUCAGGUUUCUUCACUGCCUGAUGGUCGUGAAAGCGUUGAGAGUGUAGUACUGUUGUGGGUCUAUUGAUUGUUGACAUUUAGAAUCGGUCUGGCAUCACUCUACGAGGUUUCUCACUAAUGCUCAAUAAGAAUCACAAGCCUCGUUUCAACCUCUUUUUUUUUUCCCCCAAACCUGUUACUUUCUUUUUUUUUUCACCCGUCAUUAGUUUUCUUCUUGGUUGUUGAAUUUCAAAGUUACCUUUUUUUUAAAUCAUAAAGUAAUCUAAGCUCUCUUUUUAAUUUGUCGAUAUUUCUUUGGUCUGCUGGUUUUGUAGCGAUGCAUUUUUAUCGACCGUUGUAUCUCUCUCUCUAAAUUCUGGCCAGUCUUGUGCGUCAGUGAGUUGUCCGAGUGGGUGAUUUGUAAUUCAAACAAGGUCUACGUGUAGGAAUCCAUCAUCUGUUUGGUUCUGUA
This is a messenger RNA of Daphnia pulicaria, 1563 nucleotides long. It is a transcript of the gene Sc2, whose product is annotated as very-long-chain enoyl-CoA reductase-like. Gene Ontology annotation, molecular function: oxidoreductase activity, acting on the CH-CH group of donors; protein binding. Lineage: Eukaryota; Metazoa; Arthropoda; Branchiopoda; Diplostraca; Daphniidae. Gene Ontology annotation, biological process: very long-chain fatty acid biosynthetic process. Bases 203 to 1108 code for a protein of 301 amino acids. The record is from RefSeq and is a predicted model, not a curated record. The transcript has 7 exons.